UUCAUCUUUGGGAUGGUUGAGAACGGGGCGCGAGGGAUCGGUGCUGCCAGGGAUGUCCGAGUUCAGCGGCAUGGACCAUUUGAGGACACAGCGGUGGACGACCCACAGUCCUAUGGGAUCGAUUGGGAAACUCUUGAUGAUCCCAUGCUCAUGGCGCACCAUCUGGACAACAACCCGGACGAGUGGGAGUCAACUAAUCCUUUCUCUGCAGGUUCCAAUCGUCCUAACGAGUUGUCAGUUGUGGAAUGUGAGGCUCCGAACUGUCCCUUCUCUCAAGCAGAGAUAGCAGCCUUGGAUGCUGAACUAGCCCUACGUGUAGAUAACAUGUCCCGUGAGAUGAAUGUACGGCGUUUGCUUUGGGUAGAGGCACUUAGGAUAUGCCAACAGUUGUACACUAAU
Messenger RNA from Rhodofomes roseus, 399 nucleotides. RefSeq lists its product as uncharacterized. The record is from RefSeq and is a predicted model, not a curated record. The transcript has a single exon. The annotation marks the transcript as partial. Lineage: Eukaryota; Fungi; Basidiomycota; Agaricomycetes; Polyporales; Fomitopsidaceae.